Molecule: messenger RNA, 1256 nt
Organism: Meleagris gallopavo (turkey)
Lineage: Eukaryota; Metazoa; Chordata; Aves; Galliformes; Phasianidae
Source: RefSeq, a predicted model, not a curated record
CAGCAAUUGGUUAUCUUUGAGGUAUCUGAGCUUUGGCUGACACCAGAAACUAGGGGAGUAAAUGUGGAAGCUGUAGUGCACAAACACGUAAUAGGAUUAAUGAGUAAAUGAGAUAAAAUAUCUUAAAGUUGUUCAUAGUGUUUUUUAAAAUUUGGAGCUCCUUAUUGAGUGGUUGCUUGCAUCCCCUUCUGUUGUUGUGAGGUGAUAGGCAUCUAUUCAAGGCAGUAAUUACACCUCUUUAUUGCCAAAUUGUUAGCUACGUAGAAACAGCAUACAAUGCAUUAGUGAGGCUAAUUCUUAAAAUCAAGAAGGAUUUCUAGAGGAGACCAAAAGGGUAAAUAAGGUUGGGGAAUGUAUGUAUGACUUGGAGUGGUUAACAGUGGUUAACUGUGCACGUUUUUGUACAUCUUCCUGCCAUGAAUGCCAGCUUACUGAGAUUACAGCUAGAAUUACAUGAGAAACCUCAAUGUAAACCAAGGAGAAAACAACGGCAACUUUUACGUACAAUCUUCUCUUUCAUGCUAACAGAGAACAAUUGUAAAUGUGAGUGUCUUCCAAGAAAGGCAUUGGAAAGAUGUGGUGGCAAAGAAGGUUGGUUUGAAGAGGUAUCCUAACCCUUAGGAAAAUAUUCAUGUCAUGUUCAUGUUGUGUUUUCCAAAAGUAGGCUGUAGGACCAUGUGGUUUGGCUGAGAACAUCGAGUGCCUUUAAAUCUUACCAACCUUGACAUGCAUUUCCAUGUUAUGCUAUUUGAAGAAUGUCUUCCACAAAUGGAAAUUGAGCCGGGGAUGAGAAUGUUGUUACGGUAACGGGAGCUUGCCAAGGAAAUCAAGAGCAAGUUCCUGACAUGGAGACUCCUGAUGACACAGGCAGGAAGGACGCUACGUGGUUGCAAUGAGGACACUGGAGGCAGCCACUUACCAGCUUCCCACCAGGCACCCACAGACGUUGUCUGGCCGCAGUCAGGGAGAAUGGCAAAUCUACAACCACCUGUGUCUGACGUAUGGCUGAGAGAGCUCAACUGCAUUUCCCUGGAGGGUUUUUGUUCAGUCCUUGGGGAGCAGUGCCCAACUGUCAGCAAGAGGACUCUGUGGGAUGUACAGGAGUUCAUCUGCAUACUGAACAAACUCCAUGGGGCCCUCAAGAAGCCAAGCUCCUGCUGUGGAACAAAGGAAGAUGUUGCAGUCAAGGCUACCACAGCUGAGGUCCAGAGGUAGAUUGUACCUCUUUAAGUGAGAAAUAACUACAUGGGGUGAGC